CCGGGCGCGUGAGUGGGCGGGGGCCUGUGUUGGGGACGUGCGUCCCGGGCUCACCCGGGCUUCGUUCCGCGGCUAUAAAGGGCAAGUCCGCGGUGGCUCGCCUAGGCUCGCCCGGCUCCGCCCCGCCGCUCGCUCGCUCGCUCGCACUCCGCUCGGGCCACUCGACCCACUCGGGCCUCGGCUACUCGGGCUUGCGGCGAAGAUGGCGGCGCCGGCGGCUGAGGGCUCGGAAGCUCAUCUGGAGGCCGCCUUGGCCGACGUGCCCGAGCUGGCCCGACUCCUGGAGAUUGACCCGUACCUGAAGCCCUUCGCCGCGGACUUCCAGCGCAGGUAUAAGAAGUUUAUCCAGGUUUUGCGUGACAUUGGGGAGAAGGAAGGUGGUAUCGAUAAGUUCUCCAGAGGCUACGAGUCACUUGGCAUCCACAGAUGUGCUGACGGUAGCAUAUACUGCAAAGAAUGGGCCCCAGGAGCAGAAGGAGUUUUUCUUACUGGAGACUUCAAUGGUUGGAAUCCAUUUUCUCACCCAUAUAAAAAACUGGAAUAUGGAAAAUGGGAGCUGUAUAUCCCACCCAAGCAGAAUAAAUCCCCGAUACCUCAUGGAUCCAAAUUGAAGGUUGUUAUUACUAGUAAAAGUGGUGAGAUCUUGUAUCGCAUUUCACCGUGGGCCAAGUAUGUGGUUCGUGAAAGUGACAAUGUGAAUUAUGAUUGGAUACACUGGGAUCCAGAAGACCCAUAUAAAUUCAAGCAUUCCAGACCUAAGAAACCAAGAAGUCUAAGAAUUUAUGAAUCUCAUGUGGGAAUAUCUUCUCAUGAAGGAAAAAUAGCUUCUUAUAAACAUUUUACAUGCAAUGUACUACCAAGAAUCAAAGACCUUGGAUACAACUGCAUUCAGUUGAUGGCGAUCAUGGAACAUGCUUACUAUGCCAGUUUUGGGUACCAAAUCACUAGCUUUUUUGCAGCUUCAAGUCGUUAUGGAACUCCUGAAGAGCUCAAAGAACUUGUUGACACAGCACAUUCAAUGGGCAUCACUGUCCUCUUAGAUGUGGUACAUAGCCAUGCUUCAAAAAAUUCAGAAGAUGGUUUGAACAUGUUUGAUGGGACCGAUUCUUGUUAUUUUCAUUCUGGACCCAGAGGGACCCAUGAUCUUUGGGAUAGUAGAUUAUUUAUCUAUUCCAGCUGGGAAGUUUUAAGAUUUCUUCUCUCAAACAUAAGAUGGUGGCUGGAGGAAUAUUGCUUUGAUGGGUUCCGUUUUGAUGGAGUUACAUCCAUGCUAUAUCAUCACCAUGGGAUGGGUCAAGGUUUUUCAGGCGGCUAUCAUGAAUAUUUUGGACUACAAGUCGAUGAAGAUGCUCUAAUUUACCUCAUGUUGGCAAAUCAUUUGACUCACACAUUGUAUCCAGAUUCCAUUACAAUAGCAGAGGAUGUAUCAGGAAUGCCAGCUCUCUGUUCUCCUACUUCCCAGGGAGGAGGUGGUUUUGAUUAUAGACUAGCAAUGGCAAUUCCAGAUAAAUGGAUCCAAUUACUUAAAGAAUUUAAAGAUGAAGACUGGAAUAUGGGCAAUAUAGUAUACACUCUCACAAAUCGACGCUACCUUGAAAAAUGUAUUGCUUAUGCAGAGAGCCAUGAUCAGGCCCUGGUUGGCGAUAAGACACUGGCAUUUUGGUUGAUGGAUGCUGAGAUGUACACGAACAUGAGUGUUCUGGCUCCUUUCACUCCAGUUAUUGAUCGAGGAAUACAGCUCCACAAGAUGAUUCGGCUCAUUACUCACGGGCUGGGUGGAGAAGGAUAUCUGAAUUUCAUGGGUAAUGAAUUUGGGCAUCCUGAGUGGUUAGACUUCCCAAGGAAAGGAAAUAAUGAGAGUUACCAUUACGCCAGAAGGCAGUUUAAUUUAACUGACGACGACCUUCUUCGCUAUAAGUUCCUAAAUAACUUUGACAGAGAUAUGAAUAGAUUGGAAGAAAGAUGCGGCUGGCUUUCAGCUCCACAGGCCUACGUGAGUGAAAAACAUGAAGGCAAUAAGAUCAUCACCUUUGAGAGAGCAGGACUCCUCUUUAUUUUCAACUUCCACCCAAGCAAGAGCUAUGCCGACUACCGAGUUGGGACUGCAUUGCCAGGGAAAUUCAAAAUCGCCCUAGAUUCAGAUGCCCCGGAAUACGGAGGACACCAGAGGCUGGACCACAAUACUGAUUACUUUGCUGAGGCUUUUGAGCAUAAUGGCCGUCCCUAUUCUCUCUUGGUGUACAUUCCAAGCCGCGUGGCUCUCAUCCUUCAGAACGUGGAUCUGCCAAACUGAGGAAACCUGAACUCAGCCCACCUCACACAAACGGGUCGGCUGGCUGAUUUCUGCUACCACAGUGUCGAUAAUGAGUAAGCUUUGCAAAAACAUGGCUGUCUAGCCAAAACAUCAGGCUGAAAUUCAACUUUGGAAUAUGCAAAUACAUAUAACUUGUUUGUGAAGUAGAUAGGAAGGAUGUGUUUAAAAUACUAGCAAUGUGUAUCUUGAAGCCUUCCAAGAAAUUAGGAUUUGCAAAUGAAGUAUAAUGUAUAAUAAUUUUUAAAUGUUACUUUACUGGCAAAGUAUUUGAUCCUUUCAUUUCACAUUUGAAUUAUUCAUCAUGCAUGACUAUUUUUGUUGUAAUAAGACAGUAUUUUGCAACAUGGAUAUUUGGUGGCCUUACUUGUUCCAAUGUCUAUUGGUAUGAAUUAUGAGGUACUGAGUUUGUUUUUCUUUUUUUUCCUAAUUGUGUUUAGAAAUACUGUAUUAAAUAUAUAGUAGUGACCCUAAAAUGCAGAUAUUAUAAAAGAUAAUAUUAAAUUCUUCUCUGUGCCCUCAUUUUGCAUUAAGUUUUAUCUUGUAAUCUCCUGUCAAUAUAAUGUUUUAGUAAAUGUCUAUACUCAGUCUUUCUGAAGACUUGAAAUGGUAAUUGUAGCAUUUCAGAAAAUGUCUUUCAUUUCAAUCAAUAAAAAAAUGCUAAGCUGCA
Messenger RNA from Mesocricetus auratus (golden hamster), 2981 nucleotides. It is a transcript of the gene Gbe1, whose product is annotated as 1,4-alpha-glucan branching enzyme 1. Gene Ontology annotation, cellular component: cytoplasm. Gene Ontology annotation, biological process: glycogen biosynthetic process. The record is from RefSeq and is a predicted model, not a curated record. The transcript is spliced from 16 exons. NCBI's taxonomy places the organism in Eukaryota, Metazoa, Chordata, Mammalia, Rodentia, Cricetidae. Bases 203 to 2293 code for a protein of 696 amino acids. Gene Ontology annotation, molecular function: 1,4-alpha-glucan branching enzyme activity; hydrolase activity, hydrolyzing O-glycosyl compounds; cation binding.